Molecule: messenger RNA, 4741 nt
Organism: Paramecium sonneborni
Lineage: Eukaryota; Ciliophora; Oligohymenophorea; Peniculida; Parameciidae
Source: the annotation of a GenBank genome assembly
AUGAAUACUCAUUUGCUAGAAUCAAUUUGUAUUCAAGUUGGAUAUUUUGAAAUACAAAUAAAGUUACUAUUGCUCCCUUUAUUUUUCACUGUAGGCAAAUUAUUUUCAUUAUUGUUUGUGAUUUAUCCAUAAAACUAAGGUGAUGAGUUUUAGAAUGUGAUAUAAUCAACUAGUGAAAAUAGGUUUUACCCAUUGUUAUAAUUUCAAAUUGAAGUAAUAAAUUAAGGUCUUGGCAAUCAAGAAAUACAACAUUAUUUUUCUUUGAUUUUUAAUUUUGUUAUUACUUUAGUUUUUGGAAUAACUAUCAUUCUCAACUACAAUUAAAAUGAUAGAAUAGAUGAUAAUGUCAAAUAAGAAAAUAUAAGAACUAUUUUAAUGAGAGCCAUAUGUCUCAUUAACUCUUUUGUAAAUGUAACGAUUUUAUAACCUCUAUUAAUAUUUGGUUUGUAUAACAUAAAAAAUUCGAUGUAAAGACAACUGUACAUUUGGAUUAUAAACGAUAUUCUAUUUUUAAUUUACAUACAUUUUACAUAAAUUAUGUAUUUUUUAUUAACUGAAGGCACAUUAAUUAUAAAAUUAAAUUCUUAUAAGAAAUUAUAAAUCUCAUUUAUAGAAUAUAUUGGGUAUUUAUUAAUUCUAUCUUAAUCAUAUAUUUUUACAUUUAGCUUACCUAAUAUCGCUAAAUAUGUAUAAUCAAUAAUUUAUUUAUUAAUUACUCUAUGUGAAAUACAUUCUAUUUUCAUUUCAAAAGUAUAUUCAUCAUAAACUCAAAUUUAUCUAUUAAUAAUUAUUCAUUCAGGUGGAACAUUAAUAUCUCUUUGUACUUUAUCAAACAUUGAUAAACCUUUAAUUUAUAUACUUUUGCUUAGCCCCUUUUUAAUUUAUAUUGGUAUUUUUGCCUGGAAUAGGAUCUAAAUGUAGAUUUAAAAUUAAGAGUCUUUUUAACUAUCUUACUUAGAUCUAAACAAUUUAAUUUGCAGAAAACUUUCAAAUGAAAAAUCUUCAUUUAAUUAUACUUGUGUACUAAAUUCAAUAAAAUUAAGCAAGCAUUAAUAAAAAUGCUUGAGUAUACAAUGUUUCUGUCAUAAUUAAUAAUAUUACUCAACUGAUUCAAAAUAAUUUUUAAAUCUACCUGACAUUAUUGAAGAUGAUAUUAAAUUUAGUUUGAUCAAAAAUUUAAAAAAAUAAGUUUCAUUAAAAUAACCUAAAGAUAUUUUAUAUAUUUUAUGUCAUAUUUUAUUUGCUUAAUAAUAUAAUGGAGAAGUUUAUGAAAUUUACUCUAAAAUUGAGAAUAAAAAUAUAAUGGACAAUUUAAAUAAGCUGUAAAAAAUUAAAUGGAAAGUUUUCACUAUGAUUAUUAAACAGAAUCUUUAUAAUAGCUUUACUGCAAAAAUUGAAAAUUACAGCAAAGAUUAAAUUUAUUUAUCAAUGAAAAUUAAUUAAUUUGUUCAAUCAGAAAGUUUCAAUUAAAGCAUUAAAGAGGGGCUGAUAAAUAUUAUUCAAAAAAAGUUAGAUUUCUCUUAAAUCCUUUUAGAAUAAUAUAAAGAAAAAGGUUUUUUAUUUUAAUAUUACAACCUAAUGGAAUAAAUAGAAAAAUAAGAAAAAUCUUUAAGAAUGAUUUAUGAAAAAUUUCCAAGUAUUAAUUAUUUAUAAUAAAUUAGGUUAAAAAAAUUAAUCUUAACUUAUGUUUUUUUAUGGAGAAAUCAAGUAAGAUUGGUAGAAAGCAUUUGAUUAAUUAUAGAUUAAUGCUUUAGAUAAUUAAUUAUUAGAUCAAUAACAUGAUAUCGAUAUUAAUAGAUUAACAAACAAAAUGUCUUAUGUAAUAUUCUCAUUUGAGGAAAGGAAAUUAAAAAUUAAAUCAUUUUCUAAAAAGGCUCCAUAAAUUUUUGGACAUAACAAUAAAUCUUUUGAUAAUCUUGCUAAUACUGAUUAAUUAAUACCAAGAAUUAUUCGAGAUAAUCAUAAUAGUUAUAUAGAAUAAUUCUUAUGUGAUGGAAAGGGAAGUUUCUUUAGAAAAAAAUCUUAAAUCAUUUGUUCAAUGAAAUCUGGAUUUUUAUAAAAUAUUGAUUUUUUUUAUGAUUUAUACUUUGAUAAUAAUUAAAGUUUUAGAUUCAUAACAUUUUUUAGUGCUCUAGAAUAAGUUGAUCCAAUUAUUUUAAUAGAUAAAAAUAACAGAAUUCAAGGAGUUAAUAAAGAAUUAUUUAAACAACUAAAUUUUAAUCCAAAAAUAAUAGAAACUUUAUAAAUUGAGAAAAACUUGUAUAACAUUGGAGCAAUAAAUUUUAUUCCUGGCUAUGUUUUAAAUAGUAAUUCAAACACAGUUUCUUUUUAAUUUAGUUUUCCAAAAGAAUCCUUCUUCCUUUAAUUAGUUCAGUAAAAAGUAUCUUUACAGAAAAUAGAUGCAAAUUUAAUUAUAUAUGAUAUUAACUGUGAUAUUUAUCAUAGAUAAAACCAUAAAAUAUUUAAAUUUAACAAGAUAUAAGAAAAUGGAUAAUUUAGAUAAUUAUUGUCAAUGGAUUUAUAAAGUAUUCAUGAUAAAAUAUUUGAAAUUAAUGAUGAAGAAUCUGUUAUUUAUCCAUAUGAUUGUAAUAUGGUAUCACCAAAAGGUUCUUGCAUAAAUAAUAUCAUUUUCGAUACAUAAAGAAAGACAGAUAUUAAGAUAUUUAGUGAAACUGAAGAUAAAAAUUAAAUUUUUAAAUUUAGCAAACAUGAAAUUCUGAAUGAUUAUAGUGAUUCAUAUUUAACAGAAAAAGAAGAUAAAACUGUAUAAAUCUUAGGAAAUAUCUAUGAAAAUGAUAUUAGAAAUUAAGAAAAUAUGAUAGUAGGAGGAUCAUAAGCAUCUUCAAUGGCUGGAUUAAGAAAAUCAAUUUUUUAUAAAAAAUAUUCUUUAAUAAAUAUCUUAAAUGAAUCCAAAGCUACAAGUCCUAUUCUUUUAAAGCUUAUUGGAUUAACAUUGAUUGCUUUACUUAGUUAAUCCAUUUAUUUAAUAAUUGUAAUUUUUAUCAUAAUAUUUAGAAUAUUAUAUAUUCCAAAUAAGACUUCAAUUCUCUUAAUUAUUAUUAUGAAUCCAUCUAAAUCAAUCAUUAUUUUAUUGAACCUAUGCAAAAAUUCUUUUUAACUCGCUAUAUGUUAGUAGAUUAUUAAAUCUCUUCUUACUAUGGAAUAUUGGAUGAUAAUAAAUUAAGAUAUCAUACAAAAUUUAUUAUACCACUUAUAGUUGAUUCUUUUGAUUAAUUUAAAUAAAAUUUUUAGGAUCAUUUUUAGGAUGAACAUUUCUCAGAAUUCAUUAGAGAUUAAUAUGUUGUUGUAAAAUAAUAAACAUAUCAUUACUCUCCAACCAAAUAAUAAGAAUAUAAUUUAACUCUAUUUAAUGCAUUUAGUAUACUUUUAGAUGCUUUUUAUAAGUAAUAAUAAAUCUAUGUGAAUAAUUCUACAACAAGAGGAACUAAUCCUCAUAAUACCUAUUAAUAUAUCAAUUAUAUACUCUUUGUAACAAUAUUUGAUCAAAUAUCUGAUUAAAUGCAUUAAGAAUCUAUAAUAUAAAUUGAUUUGGUUGUUAAAAGAUGGUUAAUAUUAGUAAUUCCAAUAUCUAUUAUUUUUAGUUUAAUCAUUAUCUUAUUAGCAUAUUACCAUAAUCUUUUCAAUCAUUUAUUGUAAAGGUUUUUUGCAUUAAAUAAUUUUAUAGAAUAAUCUGCUAUUGAAAAUGAUUCUAUAAGGCAACUAUUUAUUUUAUAAUCUUUAAAAUAAGGAUCAGAUUUAAUCCAUAAAUAUAAGUUUAAUCUUAUUGGAAAGGAAGAGAUGUUAAGAAAAAGUCAUUAGAAAGAAAAAAGAAAUUAAAUAACUUUUUAGAAUGAAAUUAGAAGAACAAAAAGCAGUGUAAAAAUUACUAAAAUUCCUCUAAUAAUUAUGAUUGUGUUUUUUUAAAUUUAAUACUCUCUAAUUACAGGACCAUUAACUUAUACAGGAGCUAAAUAUAUGAGAAAAUUUCCUGAUACUAUACAUUUUUUUAAAUCAUUUUCUGAUAUUGGUGUUUAUAUUCCAGCUGCAUUUUCUCAAAAAGAGAUGCUGUAUUAUUUUUUUUAUUUUUCAUACUUUAAAAAUGAAGAUAGAGUGUUUUUUAGAGAAUAAAUUUAAAAAGCAGUCAAGAAGAUUGAUACUUUCUUAAAUUUAAAAUUGUAAGAUGUAAAUUAUUAAUUUUCAUCUGAGUUUUUGGAUAAUUAUGAAUUUUAAGAAAAAAGCAAUCUUUGUUUAUUAUUAAAUAGCAGUAAAUAUUUUGAUUUUGAUUAUUUUUGUAAUCAUUCUUAAAAUGGAAUUCUGAAAUUAGGAUUGAUACCAACUUUAAAUGCUUUCAGUAAUCUCUUAAAGAAUGAGUUAGAUUUAGAUUUUCCAACAUCAAGGACAGUUGCACCUUUAGAAGAAUUGGAAGCUGUUUAUUUUUGUUCAGAUAUAAUAUCAACCAUUACAUAGUAGAUGGCCUCUGAUAUUUAUAACUAAGCAUUAAAAAUUGAAUACAUGUAUGAUGUAAAAUAAAUAUUUUAAAUUUAAGGUUAUACAUGGAGUAGCUUUAGCAUUCACAUUACUAUUAAUUUUAAUAGUUUAGUUAAAAAUAUACUAGACAUUUAAAUUUAAACUUUAGAGAACAAAAACUAUUUCAUUAGUAUUUCCACUUCAAACUAUAUUUUUGAAUGAUCAUUAUGAGAGGGAGUUACGUAGAAUUGUUACAUCAGAAUAAUUAAUAUGA